Molecule: messenger RNA, 339 nt
Organism: Pipistrellus nathusii (Nathusius's pipistrelle)
Lineage: Eukaryota; Metazoa; Chordata; Mammalia; Chiroptera; Vespertilionidae
Source: the annotation of a GenBank genome assembly
AUGAGAUUCUGGGCAGAGAGUGAUCCCAAACAGCUUUUCUUGGAAUCAUCCCUUGUUUCUAAUUCUAUCCUCAGGGGCCUGUCGGUAGUGUUGCUUCCUAGCCAGGAGUCAAAAGCUUUUUGUGUUUUGUGGGGUUCACAGGAGGGAGGCAGGGCUGGAGGAGACAGGGGCUGGGGUGGCAGGGUACUUGCACAAAUCCUUCGCUUUGCAAUGUGCUGCUCUGUGUGCGAGUGUGCUGAAGAGCUCGGGGGUGAUUUACAAUGGACUUCUUUAAGACCCAAAGAGCAUCCACUGGGUAUUGACAAAACCCUUCUUUCUGGAUCCACAAGGAAGUGCUAA